ACAAAGAAUAACACCAUCUCAAAGCAAAUCUGUCUCCAAAACUUGGCUCCCCCGCCCCCUAAUAGUUCUGCAUAUAAAAACACCUGCAAUCCUCCAUACAUCUUCAUCCUGUCUCAUCACAACAUAAAACCAAAUCCCAUAUAGUUUCAAAGUUCAUAUUCAGAAAACUCAAGAGAUCAUCGCCAUGGCGACAGGGACGAGGGCUGCUGCUCAACGAUCAUACGAAGAUUUCGAACCCGCCACUGAAUGGAAGCGGGAGCCCUCAGCAGAUACCUUGCUUGUCCACCUGCCUGGGUUCAGGAAAGAGCAAAUGAAGGUGCAGGUGACUUCUGCCCGGCAGCUGAGGAUAGUGGGUGAACGUCCGUUGGGGAACAACAACAAAUGGAGUCGUUUCAAGAAGGAGAUUCCCAUCGGAUCGAACUACGAUACCAAUGAAAUCAAUGCCAGGUUUGACAAAGGGAUUCUCUACGUCAAACACCCCAAGGUCAUCGCUCAGCAGCCGCAGCCGCAGCCUGCCGCCAAUAACCAGCAAUUACCGUCGCAAAAACCGGCGGCACCGGCGGUGGAAGCGCCGAAGCCAAUCCCACCACCACCACCAGCAGCAGCUGCAGCGCCUCAGCUAGUGAAGCCGCCGUCAUGGAGGGCGCAGGAUCAGAAGCCGAUGGCGGCUGCAGUUCCGCCGCCGGCGCCUGCUUCUGCACCUCCGCCAAAAGAAGCGUCGAUAUGGAAGGUUCCGCCAACAGAGCCCUCUGCUUCACGGCCCCCACGAGCUGAGACGAAGAACCCAGAAACAGGCAUGGGAGCAAAGCCAGAUAAAUUCUCAGAACAAGAGAAGAAGGAGAAGCAUGACAAGACGGCGACAAAUGGGCAGCUGCAGGCGGCGAAGGCUGACGAAAUGAAGAAAGCAGAAGGAGGUGGCAGCAGCAGCAGCAGCAGGGGAAGGAUACCAUCGCCAUUGAUGGCAAGUGAGAAGUACAAGGAGGCGAUCAGUGGGAUCGGAAUGAGGGUAAUGGAGAUCAGGGAGAAUCCCAAGAGCCUGCUGAACUUGGUUUUCGCUGUUUUGGCGGGAAUCGUCAUCCUGCUCUACCUCAAGAAUGCGGCCAAGUCGGUGUUCAAGUUCAAGGGUGCUGACAUUGACGAACUAUAACUUCCCCCCAACAAAUCAAGUCUCUGUUUGCCGUGUGAAAAUUUAAUUGACAUUGAAAGCUGAUUUCUAACAAGUUGAUGAUGAUACACUGGUUUUAAUUGUUCUAGGAUUUAUGGAAAUAAGAAUGAAAUAACUAAUGAUAGGCAAAUGGGUGGGAUUUGUAACAGAUUUAACGAGAAAGUCGAGUUCUUUCAUGUGAAUCCAUGGCUGCUUUCUAUUCUUUGCUACCAACUGAUUGCUCUGU
This is a messenger RNA of Linum tenue, 1391 nucleotides long. The record is from the annotation of a GenBank genome assembly. Lineage: Eukaryota; Viridiplantae; Streptophyta; Magnoliopsida; Malpighiales; Linaceae.